GCACCGAUCGACGACUCUAACAACAUAUAAUCAGAUAUCAUUCAGCAGAUUGAGAAACUUGGAAGCUGUCAACCCAACAGCUACGACUACAACUAUACUACUUGGCAUUGAAAAAAACUUAGCGAGCGUUUCCCCGAUACAAUGGCCUCCAACGUGACGGUUCUCUACAACCAGCCCGCAGAGGGCGAGUACUUCAACAUGGAUUACUAUAUCAGCACACACAUGCCCCUCGUGAAUAAGCAAUGGGGUCCCUUCGGCUUGAAGAGCUGGCAGGUCAUCAAGUUCGGCCCUGAUGCGGCCUUCUAUGGAGGUGUUCUGAUGACCUGGGAAAAGCCCGAGGAUGCGGUAAACAUUAUGACGGCGGAGGUGUCAAAGCCCGUCUUUGAGGACGUUCCCAACUUCACAAACUUGAAGCCCAUUUUGCUGCCUUCAUCUAUCUUGAGCAGCUGGGAGCAGUAGUGAGAGAGGGGUUACGGAAUUGGCGCGGGGUUGAUGGAUCCCUGCGGUCUCAUGACGCCAUUUUACAUGCCACUUAAUACGCGUUGUAUUAGCAGAGUAGCCGAGUCAAUUGCAUACAAUUUAUCCGGGAAUU
Molecule: messenger RNA, 592 nt
Organism: Trichoderma virens Gv29-8
Lineage: Eukaryota; Fungi; Ascomycota; Sordariomycetes; Hypocreales; Hypocreaceae
Exons: 2
Coding region: 142-459 (105 amino acids)
Molecular function (GO): oxidoreductase activity
Source: RefSeq, a predicted model, not a curated record